AUGUGGUGGUUUUCUUUCUUCUUCUUUGCUGCAACACUUCUGCUCGAGCCCACAUUGUCGGCAGUUUGUCCUGAUAGCUGCGUUUGCAGCACCACUAGGGAUGGCUUACACCGAGUCACAUGUAGCAAUCUCGGUGACCUUUACAAGUACACGCUUCGUCAAAAACAUCACAAUAUAAAUAUUCUAGAUCUGUCUCAUAACAAUAUUAGUAAAAUUACUCACGAAUUGGACCGACUCACCGAGGUAGUAACUCUUGAUCUAUCAACAAAUGGAUUGACAGAAGUAAGCAAAUUUUUGCACAAUGCAAAAAAGUUAGUCCAUCUUAAUCUUGCUCACAAUAGAAUACAAAGACUCUCCUUGUCACAUCUACCUACAAGUGUUAGUUCCUUAGACUUAACUAACAAUCUGUUAAAAGAUGUGCCUUCUGAGCUUGGACAUUUACCUAGUUUGGAACAUUUAGAACUAGAAGGUAAUCCACUGGAUUGUUCUUGUGCCAACAUUCUUGCACGUAAUCAAUUAUUAGCUGCAAGCACUUAUAUCGAUGCUGUAAAAUGUGAAAGUCCUAUAAACUUAAGAGGUCGAUCUUGGCUUGAACUGAAAACAAAAGAAGUGUGUAAAGUUAUAAAACCAGAUUAUUUAGAUAUGAUGAUGGGCGAUCAACCUCUAGAUGCCUUAAAAGUUGGUGAAGAAACCACUGCCUUAAAAGCAAAUCAACCUUUUGCUGCUAGAAGUGAUCUGGAUGAAGGAAAAAUCAUUCAAGGUGCUGAAUUAAUGGAAGAUGAUGAUAGUUUACAAUUUAUGAAAGUAGGCCGAAUUACGUCUCCCUCACCUUUAAGUGAAAUAGAAGGGUCGGGUGAAGCUGAAAGUACUACUAUCAGCGAUUUUAUGGAACCAAUGCAAGAGCGUAAAAUGCAUGAAAAUCUAAUGAAAAAUGAGGAAAUUAUUCCUGCGGAUAAUAUUCAUACUACAGAGGCACCCACGGAAGGUUCUGGUGAAGGUUCAGGGUACUUUUUCCUCGACGAUUACGAAGAUACGACCGAACAAAUGAUUGAAACCACUACUCCCAUAAUUGAAGAAUUAAGCCCAGAUCCAAUUCACAGGAUAUUUAACGACGACUUAGACACAAAUGUUUCAGAAUUUCCUGUACCAGAGCCACCAAACGUAUAUGCGGGAGGUCCUGAUUGGCAUAUCAAAACUGAUCCUGAAAUUGUUACAAAAAAAGCUGUACCCCUAGAAGUAACAAGAGACACAACAGUUUCAGAACAAAUAAGGGUUACUCAAGCUUCUGAAGUCCUAGGCCCUGCUAGCGUCGGUGAAGAAAAUGAGGUUACACAUAAAACAGGAACGUAUGUUUGUAUUGCUUUAAUAAUUGUUUUACUAGUUGGAUUAAUUGGGUUUGCAAUAGCUAAAGGCCAAAUGCGGAAGCGAAGGGACCGAAGAUUAUUAAGACAACAAAAACGAGAUGUGGAAAAGGCAUCGAAAGAAAUGGUCGAUAUGAACAAAUCCUUAUUGGGUAAACCUGCUCCUGUAGAAAAUCCUAUAGACAAAAAAGUUAAUGGAAAAUAUGAGCUUGUACCGACACAUGAAAGUUAUCAAAAAAAGAAUGAGAAUGGUGAUGUGGCAAAUGGAAUUAAACAUGACGAAAAUCAAGAUAUUCGAACUGAUAGUCCUCGGGAUACAAAUCAAAAUAAAAGUAGUUCUAUAGACAAUAAUUUGUCAAAUCAAAAUGAUAUACCACAACAAGAAACAUCAUUUGAAUCUAACAACUCAAGGAAAGAUACAAAUUCUUUGUCUAGUGAAGAUAUAUUUGUUCCUAUAAAUGAUGAUGACAAUCCAAGAUUGAAUGGCAAUUUGGAUCUGUCUCAGCCUCUCAUAAAUGGAGAUCCGGUUGCAGAUUCAGAUUAUUUAUCACCAUCUCGUGAGUAUGUCCCUGUAUACUCACCUGAUAUGGGAAGAGUUCGGAUUAAAAUGACAGAAGUUCCAAAACCAAAAACACCCGUUCUCGUCACACGAAGUAGGUCAAACGCUGGAGACAUAAUUAUAACACCAUCAUUGAGCGGAAAUGCAACUCAAACGACUACUUGA
Molecule: messenger RNA, 2085 nt
Organism: Danaus chrysippus (African queen)
Lineage: Eukaryota; Metazoa; Arthropoda; Insecta; Lepidoptera; Nymphalidae
Source: the annotation of a GenBank genome assembly